CAGCGGAUUCAGAAUCAGCUCGAAUUUCUCUCCCUUUCCGGGAAAAAUAAAGCAUUUUUGAAGUACAAAUCCCCCCACUUUAUAACCUCAAUACCCACAAGAAGUCAGUCCGCUCGAAGUAGCCAUGUAAUUUCUCUCUCUGCCCUGUAUCCGUAUAUAAAUCCUUUUACGUCCUCUCAUCUCCCCCGUAUUUAUAAAAAAUUUCUCUCUCUCUCUCUCUCUCUCUCAUAUUUCGGAUCUGAAUUACUAGAAGCUCAAUAAAGUUCUUCAACAUUAGCGGUAACUCUCUCUGCAAUUGUAUUUUCCGAGAAAAAUUUUCCAGUUUGAGCACUGAUGGCCGAUUAUAAUCCAGAGUUUGACAACUUGAAGAAAUUCUACAUCCCUAAUUACAUACUUGUCCCCGGUUCAGAGGGUGAGUGUCUCCCUGAUGUACCAGAAUGCCCAGUGCUAGUAUUCAUCAACUCCAAAAGUGGUGGUCAGCUUGGUGGGGAUCUUCUUAUCACAUAUCGUUCUCUUCUAAACAAAAACCAGAUUGUUGAUUUGUUGGAAGAGGCUCCUGAUGCUGUGUUGCACAGAUUGUAUCUCAAUCUAGAAAAACUAAAGCUUAAUGGUGAUGAAUUGGCUCUUAGGAUUCAGGAGAAUCUGAGAAUCAUUGUUGCAGGUGGGGAUGGCACAGCUGGCUGGCUUCUUGGAGUUGUUUCCGAUCUCAAAUUAUCUCAGCCACCACCAAUUGCUACAGUACCCCUGGGAACGGGAAACAACCUUCCAUUUGCUUUUGGUUGGACAAAGAAGAAUCCUGGAACAGAUCGUCAUUCUGUAAUCUCAUUCUUGGAUCAAGUAAUGAAAGGCACAGAAAUGAAAAUAGACAGUUGGCACAUUCUCAUGAGGAUGAGAGCUCCAACACAAGGUUCCUGUGAUCCAAUUGCUCCUCUUGAUUUGCCACAUUCUUUGCAUGCAUUCCAUCGAGUGUCUUCAACAGACACACUCAACAAGGAAGGUUGCCACACUUUUAGAGGAGGGUUCUGGAAUUACUUCAGUAUGGGUAUGGAUGCUCAAAUAUCCUAUGCCUUUCAUUCUGAGAGGAAGUUGCAUCCAGAAAAAUUCAAAAACCAGUUGGUUAAUCAGAGUACUUAUGCAAAGCUUGUAUGUACACAAGGAUGGUUCAUGGCUUCUCUCUUCCAUCCUUCUUCGAGGAACAUAGCUCAACUUGCAAAGGUAAAGAUCAUGAAAAAACAUGGUGAAUGGCAGGACCUCCACAUAUCUCACAGUAUCAGGUCCAUUGUAUGCCUUAACUUGCCUAGUUUUUCUGGUGGACUAAAUCCUUGGGGAACACCAAAUGUAAAGAAAAAACGUGAUAGAGACUUGACUCCACCAUUUGUAGAUGAUGGCCUCAUUGAGGUUGUUGGUUUUAGAGAUGCUUGGCAUGGGCUUGUUUUGCUUGCUCCAAAAGGACAUGGGACUCGUCUUGCCCAGGCACACCGGAUCCGAUUCGAAUUUCACAAGGGUGCAACUGACCACACAUUUAUGAGGAUUGAUGGGGAACCUUGGAAGCAACCCCUUCCAGUUGAUGACGACACUGUUGUGGUAGAAAUCUCUCAUCUUGGCCAGGUGAAAAUGCUUGCCACCCAUGACUGCAGAUCCAAAAGUGUACAUGAUCCAACAACACCUACCAAUCAUGAUUCCGACGAAGAGGAUAGUGGUGAAGAAGGGGAAGAGCGGAGGAAGUUUGGGGCGGCAGACACAUUCAAGAUCCCAGAUGAGGUCGACAUUUCUCAGCUCAGUUAAGCCAAUCGUAAUCAUUGAUUUGGUAUUUGUCAAUUUGUCAGACAGUUAUAUUGAUUUGUCGGAUUUUGAGUCUCAAUCACAAUUCAACUUUCUAUAAUUUCUGUUCCAGCUGUAAUUUAAAGUUCUAUGGAAUGACCUCAUGAUUGGCUUGGAUCAAUUUCAUUAAAAUUCUAAAUAAUGUAGUUGUAAAUAAUAAACAGUACAGAUAAAAGCUCGUUUCUGGUUUACGCCUUAA
Molecule: messenger RNA, 2020 nt
Organism: Camellia sinensis
Lineage: Eukaryota; Viridiplantae; Streptophyta; Magnoliopsida; Ericales; Theaceae
Gene: DGK5
Product: diacylglycerol kinase 5
Biological process (GO): phospholipase C-activating G protein-coupled receptor signaling pathway
Cellular component (GO): membrane
Molecular function (GO): ATP-dependent diacylglycerol kinase activity
Source: RefSeq, a predicted model, not a curated record